AUGGCUACAUCAUCGGCUCUUUCUACUACUACUACUAAGGAAUUGAUCACGUCUUCUCCUUACCACCUAUCCUCUAAUGAUCAGCCGCAUCAUGUUCUUACUCCGUUUCUCCUUAAUGGUGAAAACUAUGAGAAGUGGGCUAAGAUUGCACGCAACAAUCUUGCAGCAAAGCAUAAACUUGGUCUUGUCGAUGGUACUCUUCUUAAACCUGCUACUGAUUCUCCCGAUUACCAACGGUGGGUUCAAGUCAACUCGAUGUUAUGCGGCUGGCUCUAUGCGAGUUUAGAUCCUCAAGUCCAGAAGGUGAUCUCGUUUGUUGACAACGCAAAAGUCAUAUGGGACAAUUUGCGUGUUUGUUACUCUAUUGGGAAUGCUUCUCGUGUUCAUCAAAUAAAAUCUUCUAUUGCUCGAUGUGCUCAAGAUGGUCAGCCUGUUGCUGAUUAUUUCGGCCAACUCAAGGUCAUGUGGGAUGACCUUGAUGAUUUUGAGCCCUUUAUUGAUUGUUGUUGCAAUUCUCCGUCUUGUCCUCAACGUCUCAAGCAACAAGCACGUCGAGAUCUUGAGCAUAUUCAUCAAUUUCUCAUGGGUCUCGACGCUUCUCGGUUUGGUACUACACAUACCAAUAUUCUUAGCCGUCUCAACCGCGACACCGAUGUAACAAUUGACCAUGUUUACUCUGAAGUUAUUGCUGAAGAACGCCAUCUUAUUGUGGCUCGAUCUAAAGAAGAACGUAUUGAUGCCGUCGGUUUUGCUAUGAAAGCUGGUGUCAAUGCUAUUGCAUCCGCUACACAUCUAACUCAAGGACCAUGUACUCAUUGUAGCCGUACCAAUCACUCGGUGGAUACAUGUUUCGAACUUCACGGCUUGCCCGAUUGGUGGAUCGAGAAACAUGGUGAUACUAGAGGAGGAUCACGAUCCAACUCCACUCAAGGUAACGGUCGUGGCUCUUACCGCCGAAGCGGUCGUGGGCGUUCCUCUCCUACUUCCUAUCGUGCUAACAAUGCUCAAGCUCUUUCUGAAGCUGAACUCCCUGACUUACCUGGUGUAAGUAAGGCCACCUGGUCUGCUAUUGUGAACUUGUUAAAACCUGACCAAACCUCUGGUUCCGAUAAGCUUUCCGGUAAGCAUUCUUGUGUUGAGUUUUUACUUGACUCUGGAGCGUCUCAUCAUAUGAUAAGUGAUGAUGAUCUCCUUGUGGAUGCGCAUGACAUUCCUAGAAGUAUUGUUGUUCUUCCCAAUGGAAAACAUACUUUCCCUACUAAAGAAGGGACGAUGAUCCUUGGAGAUCACGUUGAACUGAAUCGUGUUCUCUAUGAUCCUGAUCUUUCUUGCACUCUCAUCUCUCUCGCUAGAAUUUGUCGUGAGCUGUCCUCCUAUGCUUUAUUUACUGAUACAUUGUGUGUUAUACAGGACCAUACUUCGAAGAUGCUGAUUGGUGCAGCUGACUUACCAAUUCGUUUUUGGGACGAGAGUGUCCUCACGGCUGCGUCUUUAAUCAAUCGCACUCCUACUCCGCUUCUACAAGACAAAACCCCGCAUGAGCUUCUUCAUUCUACUCCUCCGAAUUUUGCACAACUUCGCGUAUUCGGUUGCUUGUGUUUUGCCAAACGCCAUUCUUCUCGUCGUGAUAAGUUCCAAGAACAAGGUCGAAGAUGUAUCUUUCUCGGGUAUCCUCCUAAUCAAAAAGGUUGGCGUGUUUAUGACAUGGAGACUAAAGAUAUUUUCGUCUCGCGUGAUCCUGUUGCGUCUCCGGUCAUUCCACUACCGCUUAUCUCCAUAAAUGAUUCUGUUUCCGAGACAACACCUCCGACUCUCGAAAACAGGGGGAGUCUUCCCACACCUAUCCCUACUACAGUCGUUGAUUCUCCGCCUACUACAGCUAUUGUCUCUCCUUCAACUCCUAGUAAUGAUGUUGUUACAUCUCCUGAAUCCGCUGCUGUCUCUGAUGAGAAUUCUGAUGAUUUUGAUGUUGGUACUGAACCAUUUGGUCGUGGUCAUCGCACGAAGUUGCCGUCUAUUCGGCUUAAACCUUAUGUUGCUUACUCCGCAUGUUACCCUGAAACUCUCAUCUCUCUCAAACCUUCGUCUACUCCAGCAUCUUCAUGUACUUGUUUCUAUCCUAUAGCACACUAUGUUUCUUUUGACAAAUUUCGCUCUGCCCAUCAAAAGUUCCUUGCAGUCGUGACUAUGGUUGAUGAACCGGUUACUUAUAAGCAAGCAGUUCAACUAUUAGAAUGGCGUGACGCUAUGUGCAAGGAUAUCGAUGCACUCAAACUUAACGAGACCUAG
Camelina sativa (false flax) is the source of this 2289-nucleotide messenger RNA. NCBI's taxonomy places the organism in Eukaryota, Viridiplantae, Streptophyta, Magnoliopsida, Brassicales, Brassicaceae. The record is from RefSeq and is a predicted model, not a curated record.